UCUGCGCAUGCGGAAUUUAUAGGUCCGCGCCAAGCAUACACGGAUUAAGGGGGCGGGGUCUCCAGAUGUUGGCACUUCAGUUGGGGCACAAUCAGACACAGGACGAACAGGGAGUAAGGCUGCUGAGGGAAGGAAGCCAGAGUGCCAGUAUUGAUCAAUUAAGUCGAAGAUAGCCAUAGACAUUAAGGAUAUUGUAUUCAUUAUGUUCCACAAGUGAAAAAAAUUAUAAUUUAAAAGAAAAGGCAUUAGCAGUAUGGAUGUUGAUGCUGUUCCUGUUGGCAACCUGAUUGAUUUUGACUCAGAACCUUCUGUAGUCGAGUCUUCAUCACUUGCACCCCAGAAGACUUCAGAUUUUUCUGACAACAUCCAUGAGGAAGACCCUGGCAAUGAUAGUGAAGCAACAGAAUCUGCUGAUAGUGAAAAUGAGGCAACUGAUUCACCUUGCCACAGUGGCUGGAGCCAAUCUCGUCGUUCCUCUUCCAAUGAGUCCUUCUCCUCUAUUCAAAGUGUAGAAUAUACAGAAGACGAGGAAGCAACAGAAAGGAGGGAAUUCAUAUACAAAUAUGUGGACAAGAUAUUUCAUGGAGGAGAGGAAAUUGACCAAGAGGAGAAAGCACGGUUUGGCCAGCUGUGCUCUGGGGACAAUAGCAAAGAAAGGGAGUGGUUUGCCAAAUACGUCAGCGCCCAGCGGUGCAAUUCAAAAUGUGUUUCAGAACAGACAUUCUACAGGCUUGUCCAGUCAUUUGCUGUUGUUCUUUUUGAGUGCUACCAAACAGAUGACUUUGGUCCAGCCAAAAAUCUGAUGACCAUGUGCUUCACGUAUUAUUAUAUAGGAAAAAUGCAUCUGUCCCCAAAUGAAUUUAUGGAAAAACCAUCCAGUGGCAUUGAUUCCUACAUAAAAUCUGCCAACACAUGGCUGUCAGAGAAGAAAGACAUUGCUGAACGGCUUCUUAAAAAUACCAGUACUAAGACAGAAAAUGUUAAGGGAUUCUUUGGAGGUCUUGAAAACAAGCUGAGAGGCCCCUUAACAAAGAAAAAUGAAGAUGCAGAGAAUACGCCUGAAGAGAAGCCUAAGAAGACUGUUCAACUGGAUUAUCCUGAAGAAAAAAAGGGAGAGAAGAUUUAUCUUUAUGUGCACCUUAAACAACAACCAAUCUGGCACACACUUCGGUUCUGGAAUGCUGCCUUUUUUGACGCAGUCCACUGUGAGAGAAGGAAGAGGUCUCCUACUACCAGGAGGAAUGCUGGGGAGCAAAAACACAAGAGAGAGAAGUGGUGUCAUAUGACACAGGAAGAGAAGGACGACAGUCUAAGGUUUAAUGAAAACAUUACAUUUGGUCAGCUGGGAACCUUUACACAUAAUAUGAUAGCUUUUGGACUUAGCAAGAAGCUCUGCAAUGAUUUUCUUAAGAAACAAGCUGUUAUUGGCAAUCUAAAUGAAGAGCAAUACAAGCUGCUUACAGAUCACAUUGAACAGAUGGCUUUGGAGUAAAGGAGAACCGCAAUAAAAGCUACUUGCAGCAAUUCUUUUUGCAUGGCAAUUGCCAUCUUGUAGCAUGGUACAAUACAAAGUCACUUAGAAAGAAAAUGCAGUAACCAUAAUUUAUCCAAAAAUUCUGUUUAACUCUGUACAAUCAAAAAAUAAAGCAAUUUAGAAUAUAUAAGUAUUCCUUUAGCUUGUAUUGCAUUGAUACUUUAGAGACACUGAUGAAAAUACUUUCAAUGAGACAAAAUAUCUCUUCACUGUUCUUUACCAUAUGUUAAAAAUGCAAAAGUGCAAAAACCGCAAGCCAAACAUCAGACUUUCUCUGAAGUUGACAUUUUUGGAACGAUGGGAAUAACCAUGUUCCAUUUCUUUUUUAAACACUAGUAGCACUAGUGUAAAAUUGCCAUUAUAGUGCACUGUGUUUGAUAAAAGGAAGAUGCAGUGCGAAAUAAGAAAUUGUCAUAAACAAAAUAAAGCACUUAAACCCAUUGUCAUUUGAGAUAAAAACAAACUAAUUUUUUCUGUUUCUUUUUAUUUUCUAAGUGCCUUUAAAGACCUGCAAAACAUUUUUGGCCACUUGAGAAAUGAUUGAUACAAUUUAGUGGGCAACUUUUUUAGACACUUAAGUUGCUUAUUAAGUACUUAUAUUUUGCUAAAAAUUACAGUAUUUUAUAUGUGCCACCUGUUUAUGUAAUAAAAUAAAACAGUGUUUUGGCAUGUAUUUUGAUAAUUAGUCCUUUGUCAACAAUAGAAAUCUAAAUAAAAAUUGUUUUGUUUUAUCAAUAAAUCGCCAAUGACUAUACACAUACACAGUAUUUUGUAAAAUGUUCCACACUUGGCUUAAAUGCUAAUUUUGAUAAUAUAAGUAGCAUCUGCCAUGUGCACUGCUUCUUUAGGGCAUAAUAAGAUGCUUUAUUUUUUGAGACACUGUUUUUGCCAGUGAGAUAUGUUGUGUAUUAUAUUCCUGAAAAAUGAUCUGUAAAUGAUAUUUUUUUAUUUAUUUAGAGGACUAUUUAAAGGAGAUCUCUUAUCAUGUUAAUGGAACUUUUCACAAUUACAUCAAAUUAAUGUUCAUUAAAGGCAAAUAGUAUAGAAAUUCAAUAGGCAGGCUGUUAAGUAAUGGGACAAAAUAUGUACCCUAAGUUCUUGUCUAUAAGCCGCGGCUUAUCUAAGGAAAAAAGUUGUGAAAAUGAAAAAAUAGAAUAUCGGCUUAUACAUAAGUCCGGCUUAUACAUCCUUCGCGGGGGUUGCGUUCCAGAGCCACCCGCGAAAUAAGAAUAUCCGCGAAGUAGAAACCAUAUGUUUAUAUGGUUAUUUUUAUAUUGUCAUGCUUGGGUCACAGAUUUGCGCAGAAACACAGGAGGUUGUAGAGAGACAGGAACGUUAUUCAAACACUGCAAACAAACAUUUGUCUCUUUUUCAAAAGUUUAAACUGUGCUUCAUGACAAGACAGAGAUGACAGUUCCGUCUCACAAUUAAAAGAAUGCAAACAUAUCUUCCUCUUCAAAGGAGUGAAGCAAACAAAUCAAUAUGUCUGUUUGGCUUUUAAGUAUGCGAAGCACCGCGGCACAAAGCUGUUGAAGGCGGCAGCUCACACCCCCUCCGUCAGGAGCAGACAAAGAGAGAGAGAGGGAGAGUUUGUUUUUCAGUCAAAAAUCAAUACGUGCCCUUCGAGCUUUUAAGUAUGCGAAGCACUGUGCAGCAUGUCUUUUCAGGAAUCAGCUUUACAAAAGAUAGCAACGUGAAGAUAAUCUUUCAGCAUUUUUAGACGAGCGUCCGUAUCGUCUAGGUGUGCAAACAGCCCCCCUGCUCAAUCCCCAUACGUCAGGAUCACAGAUAGUCAGCGCAAGAGAGACAGAAAAGUAAGCCGGGUAGCUUCUCAGCCAUCUGCCAAUAGCGUCCCUUGUAUGAAAUCAACUGGGCAAACCAACUGAGGAAGCAUGUACCAGAAAUUAAAAGACCCAUUGUCCGCAGAAAUCCGCGAUAUAUAUUUAAAUAUGCUUACAUAUAAAAUCACAAUUUAAAUGACCGCUACGCGCUCGUGUUGACUCGGCGACGCCCAGAGCAGAAAGAACGCGCUCCGGCCGCUCCAACCGCGCCAUGCGGGGAGUGAGAGAGACGCCAAUAUCUCACACUCUCUCCCCCCUUAAAGAAAUUAAAUGGGCGCGAGUGAGACCACUGACCUCCCUCCCUUCUAUUAGUUAUAGGUUAUAGUACGUUCGGCUUAUCCAUGAGUCCGGCUUAUCUAUGAUACGAUUUUAUUUUAAAAAUUCGUAUGAUUUUUGGUCUCCGGCUAAUACAUGAGUCCGGCUUAUAGACAAGAACUUAGGGUAUUAGCAUUAAUUAGCAUUAUGUAUUAGCAUUAAAGUAUAAUUGCAUUAUUUUGUAAUUAUUAGUGUAUUUCAUAUUUAAUGACCAUUGGUAUUAUAGAUUAAAUGUUACAGAGGAGCGGCUUAUGGAGUCUUUUUAAACAUUUCAUUCCAAAUUUGUUUUUUUUUUUUUCUUUUUUGGGUAGAUUUUAAGGUGUUUAUACUGAAAUGGGCUUUAAUUUUAAAAAGUACAUCUGACUCUGGGAGGAAAAUAAACGACAAGCUGUUCACUUAAAUACCUAUAAGAAGACAUUGGGAAAAAUGAUAGUUUGGCCAGAUUAUACAUGAUGUUACAUAUACCAGUUUCACAGAUGUCGAAAUUACGUGCUGAAAAAAUACAUCUUUGAAAUGUUUUCCACAAUAAGUAAUAAUGUUGUGUAUCUGGCCUUAGAACCUUUACCUUGCUGUUGCAAAUACACAAUUACUGAGCACUAGUUGCUAAAAUUAUUGUUUAAUAAACAAAAAUGUGAAGGUAAUGUUCAGAUAAUUUAUAUUUGUUGGAAAUAAAAGUUGCAGUUCUUGUUCUUUACAGUUCACUUUUUGUAAUACAUGUAAUGGAUGAUACAAUAUUUUAGUGACACUCGAACUAUUGUAGAGCUACACCUUGUAGUUUUUAUUUUUGAGAAUGUGAAAUUAUAGUGUUUCUCAAUUGCAUUGAGACAAAGUAUUUUGCUGUGUGUAGAUUUGUUUAUGGUGCAAUUUUAUGGUUUUGAGGCAAUAUUUUUAUGCAUUGAACUUGUAUUUUUAGAAGAAAAGAUGUCUAUGCUAGUGUGCUUUCCCUUUUAUAAAUGUUCUAAAUGAAAGGUUUACAAGGCUUACUAAGUAAUGUGUUCAUAUCUGCAAUGAUUUUACUGUUCAUUUUUGUUUAUCUGAUUAUGUGAAUUGAGAAAUGACUGAAUAUAAUGCAUAAAAGCAUUCCAUUGUCCAGUAUGCCAAAGGAAAAAUAAAAUGUACAGAUUGGAUACAUUAGAAAAUGUCAUCCCAAAUAUUUAUAAACUCUAGAUUUUGUAAGGUUUUUAAAUUAAUAUCAAAUGUAGGCAGUAAAUAACAAUUUUAAAAAUGUGCGAUACAAUUCCCCUUGGAAAAUACAUUAGGUUGUGCAGGAAGACACCUUUUAAAUAGUAUAUUGUUUAGUUUAUAUUAUAAUUUGUGUUGUUACUGAAAGCUGUAAUAAAACUUAUGCGGCUUUCAUUGUCAUACACAGUGUAGCUAGCUACUGUUCAAAACAUUUACAUCAAGGAAAUCUUCUUCUUCUGGUUCACAAUUAAAGGAUGCUUUUAAAAGGAAACAUUAUGAGCACUCAUGGCAGAGGUAAUAGAAUGGUUUUAGAAAAAAAUUCACAUAUCUUUAAUGUGUAAUGUUUUGUAUAGGAUUGGCUGAAUAACAUGUUGGCUAGACUGGGUGUGUAUGUUUCAUAGUUUUAUAGGUUUUAUUCUUGUGAAUCCAAAUAUAAUUUUGCAUGUGAAAGUAAAAAUGUAUUUUUGAUUCAAACUUGUCAAUUUGUUGUAUACAUAUUAUGUACUGUACACACAAAUAUACUGAACAUGUGUGUGUAUGUAAUGUACAGUGUAAUACAUUUUUCCAAUUUAUCUGAACAUCACGUACAUAAAUCUGUAACCAUUAUUGGAUAAUUUUACAUGUUUUGUUGUGCUGUUGUAACCAUUUAUAUUUCGUUUUUAAUUUUGUUGGUGAUGUUUAGACAUCUAUUAGACUGUUUAGUUAUAUUACCUAUAGCCAAACUUUAGCUCUUCCAUAAUUUAUUUGUGUGUGUUAAUAGUGUUGCUUUAGUGUAAAAUGUUAAUCGGUAAUAUUUGCCAACUGCUUUCUCUGUAUUGUAUAGAAAUAAUGUGUUACUCAUGAUCAUCUUACCAUCUGAUGAAAUAGAUAAACAUUUGUGAUCGUGUGUGACUGACGUAGGCAAUAGUAAACACAUAGAGAAUCCUAUUGUAAAUUUCAUUUUAAAUGCUGUGUGCACUGAGUUUGUGUAACUUGUGUGUAAAAUUCAGCGGUUGUGUAUGUAUAUGAAUAUGAAUGUCUAAUUCCACAUGUAUAUUUAUAUACACAUACUUUUUCUUUAUGUACAGUAUUCUGCAUGGUAGUUGAAUCACAUUUUGAUUUUACUUUUAAUUCUACAUCUACAGUUAUUGAAAUAAACCUACUGAAUAUGAAAAUACUGUAAUAAAUCUGUUUUAAGUACAAUGAGAAUGGUUUGUUAUGCUUGACAAUGAACUAAUAAAACUUAAAAAAUCCCAUGCAUUUCAACCAA
Messenger RNA from Erpetoichthys calabaricus (reedfish), 6121 nucleotides. Its product is annotated as KIAA0513 ortholog. Bases 254 to 1492 code for a protein of 412 amino acids. NCBI's taxonomy places the organism in Eukaryota, Metazoa, Chordata, Cladistia, Polypteriformes, Polypteridae. The record is from RefSeq and is a predicted model, not a curated record. The transcript is spliced from 13 exons.